This is a messenger RNA of Letharia columbiana, 456 nucleotides long. RefSeq lists its product as uncharacterized. NCBI's taxonomy places the organism in Eukaryota, Fungi, Ascomycota, Lecanoromycetes, Lecanorales, Parmeliaceae. The coding region runs from base 1 to 456 and encodes 151 amino acids. The record is from RefSeq and is a predicted model, not a curated record. The transcript is spliced from 4 exons.
AUGUCGCAAAAAUCAUUCGAGGCUCAGUCCACUCCUCGAAACGAGCUCCUGACAUACAUCAGAAGCUACGAGCCUUAUGUCGACUGCGACAAUGAACCCUUCAAGCCCCCUCCAUCGGAAGCAGCGUGUGAUAAGGUGCUUUCCUACCUACCCGCGAGCACAAGGAAUAGGCCAUUUCGUACUCAAGAUGGUCCCCGCGAACGUAAUGGAAUCGUUCUUCCGAGAGUGACUACUGACAGGCAGGUUCCCACUUCCUGCAUAAUCGUCGUCAGCAUGACGCCCAGCAAGUUCGGGACCAAGGCGAAGUGGUUCGAAAUCUGGGCGGCCGGUGUUCCGGUCAACACGAUGUGUAUCCAGCAUGGCUUCUCCGGCGAUAAUGAACAAAUCAACAUCUUCCUCAGCGCUCAGAAUGAUCCGUCUGGUCUGACGCUGGGAGGGAAUGUUACGACAUCCUAG